UUUGUAAGUUAGGUAUCAUUUCCACAGUAUAAUUAUUUCUUGUCUUUAUCAUGUUUUGUCCUCUUCAUCACAGAGUUGUCGUUUAAGAACAGGAAGCUUAGAGAAGAACAGUGCGGUUGGAGGCAGGGCAGAUGGAGGAGGAGGAGGAGGUGGAAAUGGAGGAUUGGGAGGGAGUGGGCUAGUGGAUGCCCUCAUAUCCAGUGUGCUGGAUGAAACAGACCAGCUGGGCCUUGCACAUCUUCAGGACAAACCUGAAAAGACUGUCAACAAUAACAACAGCAGUAUAGGAGGGGUAAGGACAAUGGGCCGUGAUAUUGGAGGAGAUGGCAUGUUGUGGGGCACAAGUCUCAGUAGGGGAAGCCACUCAGAUGAUUUCUAUCCUCCAGCCCAUCCACAAAACCAGUCAGAUUUCAUCCACUACCUCUUUGACACAACUGGACAAGAUGAUGAGGUGGGCCUGCAAGGUAAUUAUGGGGAAUUCUUUCGGGAAAGAGAACUAAGUGGCAGCUCCAGAGACUCAGGUUAUGGUUCCUUCUUGGGAAUGGGAGGAACAGGCUCACCUCCUGGUAUGUCUUGCAGUAGUCAAGCUUCCAUCUGUGAUGUCCGAAAAGGUCCAAAUGAUUCUCUAGGCUUGCCAUCAAACAGAGGCAUAAACCAUGACUUCGACCAACUGACCAGUGAAUUAAAUGCACAGAAAAACUUUUUGGAUAACUUGCAGAGACUUAACCAACUUAAUGGAGGCAGCUCACCAGGCUUAUCCCUUCUCCCUCCACUUGGUGAUCUUGAUCCGCUCUUGCUAGGAGGUACAGAUCUUGGGGAUGCUACAACCUUAGGCCUCAGCCAACUCUUGCCCCCAACACGAGACCUUCCACAUGAUUUCUUACCCCCAUCUUCCACACCAACCUCAGGUGACCCCUUCUCCUUGUCCUCACUUGGGGUGAAAUCAAGCCUCAGCUUGGAGGUUAUGCGAGGUCAGCCUUCUUCAUCAGGAACUGGUGUGUCUGUCCAGUCCCAGCAUCAGCCCAGCAGCUUGAGUCAGGCAGAAAAGAACCAGCAGAUGGUUAGUCUCCUUGGAGGAAUGAGCAUUCAUGAUAGUAUCUCACAUUCUAAUAUGAACAACCUCACCAGCCAUUCCCUAGGGGCACUUGCAGCAUUAUGUACACCCAGUCUCUCUACUCAGUCACCUGGCCAGGCAAAUGCAUCCCAUAAUGGACACACUCUUGCAAAUCGACCUCAAUCCUCACCAAAGUACUUGAACUCACAGCUCUCCAUAUCAGCCAAUGGAGAUAUAUCUCCUAGCAUUAUGAGAAAAGAGGAGCGCACUGUUUGUGUCACAUCACAGAGUGGUCAGGGCUCCCCUUCAGAAUCAAGGAUGUCAGACCAACACACAGGACCAGGGAAGGAAGGUCUUGGGCACUGUGGACCAGUAGGACCCCCACCAAAGGGUCCCUUUUUGGUUCCUCCUCCAACAUUCCCACCAAAUGACAGUGUUCCUCCAUGGGAAUUGCUGCCUCCUCUUGGAGAUAUCUUUCCCCCCCAUGGACCCCCUCCUCCACUGCUUCCACCAAACACAGAUCUUCUGCCUCCGUUUGCAGAUCUUCCUCCCCAUCCUCUUCUCUCUGUACCACCACCAUUAUUGGGAUUCAGACAUUUUAGGAGAACUGGAGGAAGUGGUGAACUGCACUCACGCCUUGAAGAAUGCUACGACCAAUUUCGACAGCUGGAGCGUGAAAGAAAAAAGACUGAAGCAGAACUGGCUCGCUGUUUUCCCGGCAAGCGUGUUUCUUCAGCAAACACUGUACCUCUCCCUCGCCUUCCUCCUUCUCCUUCACGAGUAGACCGUCUAAUCAUUGAUCACCUACGAGAACAUGCCAGGGUUGUCACUCUUGUGGGGAAGAUGGAGCGCCUGCGAGGAUCACCUCUUCAACCUGGGAUUCACCGAUCUGUUGCUGUCUGGCAUGAAGCAGUUACGAGUGUGCAGGAAAAGCGUCGUGAUGAAGUGGUCAAUGCUAUAACUCAACGUCAUAACCCUCUCCCCAAUACACAAAAUACUAGUGAACAAGAUUUGAUGGCAUUAGCUGCAGCAAUGGGAGGUUUAGUGAGUGCCAGCCGUGGAGCCCGAACAGCGAUGUUCUGUGCACUCACCUUGACCACACAUCACAGUGUCGAGCCCAGCCUUGCCACAGCAACAUCACUCCCAGCUCACCUGGUCCCAACAACACACUCCUCAGGGGAUUCCUCAUCACCUGAUUCCAGUCUGGAACCACCUCAACGGUCUCCUUCCUCUGCUUCCUCUUCAUCUGUGUUCUUUAGCCCAACGGUAAGUGGGAGCUUAGAGUCUACCUCCACACCAUCUUCUUCUAGUGGUGGUAAUGGUUUAGCCAAUAGUUCUGCACCAGCGACGGCAAAUGCUACUUUAACGGCCACAGUGGUCAAGGACCUUUCACCGCCAGCUGCGAGUGCCACAAGGUUCAUCUCUUCAGCGAUGGUGCCUGUGUCUUCAGCAACCCCUUCCCCUCCAACUUCUGUCAUGUAAGCCAACUGAAGGAUUAUGCCCAUCUAAUCUAAGCAAUUCAUUUGUUCUUUUAAAAUAUGAUUAUCUGUAUACAGUAAUGGAAUUACCCAUAUAUUUAUCUAGAAAUGUGUUAUAUACAAUGUGUAAUAAUGAUGAUUAAAAAAACUAAUAACAGGUACUUCAAUCAAAUAUACAUAUUUCAAUCAAACUGUUAUUAGAAUGCAGGACUACUGUAUUAUAGCAGGGAGAUUAAAGGUCUGAACCAUGAAAUUAUAUGAGUAUAGUAGAUUGAAAGUGUGUUCACAUUGCAGUUAGGCUAAGUGAUGCAAACAAAGGCUCUGUGAAGCUUUACUAGAAUCAUGAAUAACUUUUUACAAGCAAAAGUAUUUGAAGAUACUCCUGUGUCCAUUUGUGAUAUAAAACUGAAAGACAAACUGAAGGGAGAAAUCUUAGAUUUACAGUCCCUUUGUAGCCCAUGAUCCUUAUUGAUGUAUAACAUAUGUAAUCUACACAAAUAACCUACACUUGCACACACAUGCAAAAGCACGCACACGCACAUGC
This is a messenger RNA of Penaeus vannamei (Pacific white shrimp), 3076 nucleotides long. RefSeq lists its product as uncharacterized. Gene Ontology annotation, biological process: meiotic cell cycle; male meiosis I; female meiosis I. The record is from RefSeq and is a predicted model, not a curated record. NCBI's taxonomy places the organism in Eukaryota, Metazoa, Arthropoda, Malacostraca, Decapoda, Penaeidae. Gene Ontology annotation, cellular component: nucleus; cytoplasm.